CAAUCUAUUGACGUUUUCAUUUCUUGCAGUGUGACAACAUCCCAAUGUCUCAAGCGACGCUUAUCUGCCGCCAGCGAUGACCAUGACCUUCAACGUCGACAUUUAUUACCGCAACCAGUGUCACAGAUGCCCGCCCAACCGAUGCAAACGCAAUCGAUGCCAACGCCGCUUCACCUGCGCACGGAUAAUAUACCGUGUGCCAACUCUGGCUGGCAUGCAACUACUUCACCGCCGUCUACCACCCCCGUCCCAAUGAUUGCCAAAAAGGAAGCGUCGCCCGUCAUGCAUCCUGAACGACGCGACAGUCUCGGCAGUACCGAAACAGACAGUACGUGCGACGACCACAGUCCUCGGUCGACGCAUUUCUCUUUAAGUGCUUUUCGUUUGGCUAAACCAGUGACCCCUACGUUGAGUCUCGAGACGCCAUGCCCCGUCUAUACGUGCACGGAUCGUCCAUUCGCAAGUUACGGCCAGGAUCACGGGUUACUUUUCUCUCCUCUGCCCAAGCAGAUGCAUUCAUCACCAGUAUCUAUGCCCACUGCUCCUCCUCCUUCAUUAUUCAGCAGUGUCAAUGAAGUGCGCUUGCCUCCCCUUCGUCAUAUUUUAAAUAACCAGGAAAAGCCCGUGGAACACGAUGCAGCCGCAGCCAUGAUUCAACUGGCCAAGCCGACUCAUGCACCUUUUGCCGAAGACAUGUUCCACCAACGUAAACUGGUUCCCUUUUCACAGCUGUCCUGUUCUUCCAAGCCCUCCAGCCCUGGAGUGAUGGUAUUCCACUGAUUGCAGGAUCGAUCGUUUUUGCAUUCAAAAAUGUUUUAAGAAACACCAUCCUUUUUUACCUUGUAUUUAUUUUAUUCUGAACUUUCCUCACUCCCCGCUUUGCACUCGGUUCUCUCCAUCUCCCCGCUCCCCUCGGACUAUUUUCUGAUGAUCUCCUCCCUCACUUCUACUGAAAUGUCAUCCUCUGUAUAUAAUUUGCCCCAGUUCCCUAUCAAUACAAAAGCUCUAGUUUUCAUCGCGCAAAGCACAUUACUGCAACUAAAUAUCCGCUUUUAUAUUCACCCGACACUCGCUCACCCAUCAUUGCAAUGAAUGAUAGGUACACAAUGGAUAGCAAAAUUACAUCUGAACGGUUUCAAUCGACCAAU
Messenger RNA from Radiomyces spectabilis, 1148 nucleotides. RefSeq lists its product as uncharacterized. The record is from RefSeq and is a predicted model, not a curated record. Lineage: Eukaryota; Fungi; Mucoromycota; Mucoromycetes; Mucorales; Radiomycetaceae. Bases 127 to 780 code for a protein of 217 amino acids. The transcript has a single exon.